Molecule: messenger RNA, 3798 nt
Organism: Bacillus rossius redtenbacheri
Lineage: Eukaryota; Metazoa; Arthropoda; Insecta; Phasmatodea; Bacillidae
Product: neuroligin-2-like
Exons: 12
Coding region: 1-3798 (1265 amino acids)
Biological process (GO): postsynaptic membrane assembly; presynaptic membrane assembly; neuron cell-cell adhesion
Cellular component (GO): cell surface; synapse; postsynaptic membrane
Molecular function (GO): signaling receptor activity; neurexin family protein binding
Source: RefSeq, a predicted model, not a curated record
AUGACGCGCACCGCGAGUCUCGGCGCCGCCUCGCGCCCUCUGACCCCGGCUGUCGCGGCCAGCCCGGGCCGGCUGCUGCGCGGGAAACAGCCCUCCCAGACCGCGGCGACGGGAGGCGCCGGUCCCAAACUAAACCGAACUACUUCGCCGCGGCACUUCCCACGGCGAGAGGUGAACGGGCGUGUGAUGCGCGAGCCGGUGUCGCCCUUAGCGUCCCCGCACUUUUACAGUUCGAGGAGCGAGAACAACUCGACAUCUCGGCGGGAUCACGUGACAGCCUUGGGCCAGGACGGGGCCAGGACGGGGCCAGGACGGGGCCAGGACGGGGCCAGGACGGGGCCAGGACGGGGCCAGGACGGGGCCAGGACGGGGCCAGGACGGGGCCAGGACGGGACCAGGACGGGGCCAGGACGGGACCAGGACGGGGCCAGGACGGGGCCAGGACGGGGCCAGGACGGGGCCAGGACGGGGCCAGGACGGGGCCAGGACGGGGCCAGGACGGGACCAGGACGGGGCCAGGACGGGGCCAGGACGGGGCCAGGACGGGGCCAGGACGGGGCCAGGACGGGGCCAGGACGGGACCAGGACGGGGCCAGGACGGGACCAGGACGGGGCCAGGACGGGGCCAGGACGGGGCCAGGACGGGACCAGGACGGGGCCAGGACGGGGCCAGGACGGGGCCAGGACGGGGCCAGGACGGGGCCAGGACGGGACCAGGACGGGGCCAGGACGGGACCAGGACGGGGCCAGGACGGGGCCAGGACGGGGCCAGGACGGGACCAGGACGGGGCCAGGACGGGACCAGGACGGGGCCAGGACGGGGCCAGGACGGGGCCAGGACGGGGCCAGGACGGGACCAGGACGGGGCCAGGACGGGGCCAGGACGGGGCCAGGACGGGGCCAGGACGGGGCCAGGACGGGACCAGGACGGGGCCAGGACCGGGCCAGGACGGGGCCAGGACGGGACCAGGACGGGGCCAGGACGGGACCAGGACGGGGCCAGGACGGGGCCAGGACGGGGCCAGGACGGGGCCAGGACGGGGCCAGGACGGGGCCAGGACGGGGCCAGGACGGGACCAGGACGGGGCCGUCCAAGCUUCUAGGACGACGGAGAGACGGACCCGUAGUUCAGUUUCCCCUUUGUGUUCCUCCUGCGCUCGGAGGAGAGCUACCCAGUCUAUCCGGGGCGGUGGCGGUCAGACCCCCGCGGCCAAGGGAGGAGGGGGAAGGGGGGACCAGGGGAGGGGGGAUGCAGUGGAUGAAGAGGCGCGGCUGGUGAGAGGAGCGCGCAUGCUGCUGUGGGCGGCCGUGGCGCUGCAGCUGCUGGCGGCGGGCGCCGGGGGCGGCGGGGGCGGCGGGGGCGGCGCGGCGCGCGUCGUGCGCACCAAGCACGGCCGGCUGCAGGGAGUGGCGGUGGCGGGCAGGCGGCCGCCCGUCGACGCCUACCUGGGCGUGCCGUACGCCAGCCCGCCCGUGGGGGCGGCGCGCUUCUCGCCGACGCGCGCCCCGCCGCCGUGGGACGGCGUGAGGCGGGCCGAGCGCAGCGGGCCCGCCUGCCCCCAGCGGCCGCCCGACGUGUCGGACGAGGAGGCGGCGCUGGCGCGCAUGCCGCGGGGGCGGCUGGAGCAGAUCCGCCGCCUGCUGCCCUUCCUGCGCGAGCAGAGCGAGGACUGCCUCUACCUCAACGUGUACGCGCCGCGCCAAGACGAGGGCUCGCAGACGCUGUACCCCGUGGUGGUGUACAUCCACGGGGAGUCGUACGAGUGGAACUCCGGCAACCCCUACGACGGCUCCGUGCUGGCCGGCUACGGCCACCUGGUGGUCGUCACCGUCAACUACCGGCUCGGCGUCUUGGGCUUCCUGAACGCCAACUCGGAGCCGCGCGCCAGGGCCAGCGUGGCCAACUACGGGCUGAUGGACCAGAUCGCGGCGCUGCACUGGGUGCAGCAGAACAUCGCCGGCUUCGGCGGCGACCCGGGCAGCGUCACGCUCAUGGGACACGGCACCGGGGCGGCCUGCGUCGGCUUCCUCAUCACGUCGCCGGCCGUCGUGCCAGGUCUGUUCCACCGGGCCAUCCUGAUGUCGGGCUCGCCGCUCAGCAGCUGGGCGACGGUGGAGGACCCCGUGAGCCACGCGCUGCUGCUCGCGCGGCGCGUCAACUGCUCCGUGCCCGAGGACCCGCGCCGCGGCCUGGACGCCGUGGUGGACUGCCUGCGCGAGGCGCCGCUAGAGGCGCUGCUGGGCGCCGAGGUGACCGCGCCCUCCUACCUGCCCGCCUUCGGCCCCAGCGUCGACGGCGUCGUCGUCAAGACGGACCUGCGCCGCGAGAUGCUCGCCAACCCCAAGGUGGCGUGGGCCCCGCCGCCUCCAGCCGCCCCCGCCGCCCCCGGGGGCAAGGACCGGCAGCGCGGCGGCGGCGGAGAGUCGGCGCUGGCGACCCUGGCGGCGCUGGCGGGCACCAACCGCUGCGACCUGCUCUUCGGCGUCGUCACCGGCGAGGCCUUGUGGAGGUUCUCAUCGUCCGAUGUGCAGUCCGGCUUCGAAGGCGCGAAGCGGGACCGCAUGCUGCGCACCUACGUGCGAAACGCCUACUCGUACCACGUGCCCGAGAUCUUCUUCACGCUGGUCAACGAGUACACGGACUGGGAGCGCACCGUGCAGCACCCCGUCAACACCAGGGACGCCACCGUGCUGGCGCUCAGCGACGCCGAGUUCGUGGCGCCGCUCGUGCAGCUGGGGGACGUGCUCAGCUACCGCGUCAGCCCCGGCGCCUCCACCAACAAGCACUACUUCUACGUCUUCGACUACCAGACCAAGGACAGCGACUACCCGCAGCGGUUGGGGACGGCGCACGGCGAAGAACUGCCGUACGUGUUCGGAGCGCCCCUGGCGUACGAGACGAGCGCCUUCUACAGGAACUACACCAAGUCGGAGGUGGCGCUCUCCGAGUCCUUGAUGAUUUACGUGAGCAAGUUCGCCCGCACCGGGAACCCUAACCUGUACCAGAAGAAAGAUUCCGUUCUUCCUGUUUCCCGGGAGAGGAAUCGUUUUCGAAACCUCGUCUGGGACGAAUACGACAGCAUUCACCAGAAGUACUUGGAGAUAAGCAUGAAGCCGCGCAUGAGGAACCACUUCCGCUCGCACCACAUGUCCGUGUGGCUGCGGCUCGUGCCGGAGCUGCAUCGCGCCGGCAUGCGCGACGCCGCGGCGCGACACAACCUGUUCCGCGAGCAGGGCGACGAGCGGCUGUACCAGGGCUCGGCGCGGCGACCCCCGCCCCAGCCGCGCAACGACACAGCCGCCGCCUCCACGCCCGCCUCCCCGGCCGCCUGCGCGCCGCCCCCCGCCGCCACGCCGCGCCGCCCCGACCCCGCCCCCGCCCAGGGGCAGCCGCACCCGGCCGCCUUCAGCGUCGCCGUCGCCGUCGGCUGCUCGCUGCUCGUGCUCAACGUCGUCAUCUUCGCCGUCAUCUACUACCAGCGCGACCGCAUGCGCUGCGAGGCAAAGGACCUGCAGGAGCGGGCGCGCCGCGCGCACUGCCAGAAGUCCUGGGAGGACCUGGAGGCGCUGCCGGCCCCCGGGUCCCCGCGCGCCGCGGUCUGCCCCGCCAAGGCGCACCACCGGCUGUUCGCGUCGCCGCGCGUGGUGCAGCACUCGGCGCCCGAGCGCGCGCGCCGCUUCGACGACGCCUGCCCGCUCAACGGCUCGGCGACGUUCCUCGCGCCGGCGCGCCGGCAGCAGCCGCCCAAGGGCAUCCUGAGGGCGCCGGCGGCCGCCAUGAACGAGAUGAGGGUCUGA